AUGAUGGAGAUGGAAGGUCAAAUCAACAACAACACUUAUGAGCACGUAGUCAACACGAUUUUUGGAACAGGAGACAUUGAAGUGGUGACUUCGUUUUUCAAAGUGAAUUUGAGUGAAAUCCUCCACAACAUGGGAUUCGAUGACAGGAUGGGACUUGAUGCCGCACAAAAGCUUAGCCACAAGCUUGUCUGUGGCCACACGUCCCGGCACUAUCAGUUACAGAUUUGUGGCACAGAAAACCCGACCAGACGUUUUGGAGAAGUGAAAUUAGUCGCUCCACCUGGAAACUACGGAAACAAAGGAACAAUGUACUCAUACUACAAAGUUCCAAAAUUCGUAGUUUUCACUGAUGGAGGUCCGGUGUCGGCUAUCAGUUGCCAGCCGUUUGGAAAUUAUUACAAUUGCAUCGAGUCAAAGGGAAAUUGUGGAUACAACACAUACAAGAGAUGUCCAGUCAAGCGAGUUCACACUCCAAAUAGUGUGUACGCUACGGAGUUGGGCGAUGCGACAGUGGUGGCCAGCGCUGUUGAUCACUAUUCGGUGUAUGAAAAUGGAUCCGACAUCGCAUUCACGGACCACAAGUUCCCGGCGUCGGGGCAACUUUUGAUUCGCGCUCCACACACUACAAAGAUUCGGAUUGGUAAUAUUACAAUUCAAGGACGGCACGAUUUCAUGGAAUUGAAAGAAGUCCAUGUAUCUGAACAAAUCCCUCAACUGGAUCAUGCCAAACUUGAAGAGUGGAUGAACGAUGAUGAUGCUAUUGACAAGGCUUUCUCAGAUUUAGAGAAGGAACGGAUGCAUGCCAAUGUCGAGUUCGAGUGGGGAUUGGACUCAAUACUCCAUUGGUUCAAAUCCAGGGUGGCUGAAUUCAUCUCGGCACUCAAGAUAUGUGCAGCCGGCGCAAUUGUAAUAUUUAUUAUUUAUUGUCUCCGCUGCUGCUACAGAUGCAGCAAAAAGGCAACACUUUUACCAAAUUGA
This is a messenger RNA of Caenorhabditis remanei, 978 nucleotides long. RefSeq lists its product as uncharacterized. Bases 1 to 978 code for a protein of 325 amino acids. The record is from RefSeq and is a predicted model, not a curated record. Lineage: Eukaryota; Metazoa; Nematoda; Chromadorea; Rhabditida; Rhabditidae. The transcript is spliced from 4 exons.